Messenger RNA from Alligator mississippiensis (American alligator), 4286 nucleotides. RefSeq names its product growth differentiation factor 1 (gene GDF1). Gene Ontology annotation, biological process: SMAD protein signal transduction; BMP signaling pathway. NCBI's taxonomy places the organism in Eukaryota, Metazoa, Chordata, Crocodylia, Alligatoridae. Gene Ontology annotation, cellular component: extracellular region. The coding region runs from base 8 to 1129 and encodes 373 amino acids. The transcript has 2 exons. The record is from RefSeq and is a predicted model, not a curated record. Gene Ontology annotation, molecular function: growth factor activity; cytokine activity.
CUGGAAGAUGAGGCUGGUCUCUUGGAGAGCUGUUUUUGCAGCUGGCCUCUUCUGGGCUCUGGUCAGCGGGACCCUAGGGAUGGAUUUAAGCACACGAGAAAGUUUGCUUUUGAAAUCCCUGGGCCUGAGCGCCAAGCCCAGUCCCAGGUCGCCCGCUCCUGUGCCCUCCGUGCUCUGGCGGAUCUUCCAGAAGAGAGAGAUCCCUUCCCCUUGGAGCCCAGGCCGGGAGGAUGCCUGCCGGGUGGAGGAGUUCAACGUCCCCGGGAACAUCAUACGCGUCUUCAGUGACCAAGGCCACUUCCUUCACAGUGGGGGGCCGCGGACCCUGCUGUGCCUGGAGAAGCAUCUGUACUUCAACCUCUCCGUGCUGGAGGAUGGGGAACAGCUCACGAUGGCGCAGCUCCAGCUCCAGUUCGGCCACAACUCGUACCGGGCCCCCGGUCCCGGGCAGGUGUUCGAGCUGAGGCUGUACCAUGCCCCGCCGCCCUCCUUGCGGGAGCUGCCUUCCCCGGCGGCCAGCUGCAGGCUCCUGCUGGCACAGUCCUUCGCGCAGCUGCACAAGUCACUCCUCUUCAACCUGACCCAGGUGGGCAGGGACUGGAGAACCCCGAGCAGGAACCUGGGCUUGGUCCUGGAGAUCUCCGUGAGCAGCGGGGCUAGGUCCUCGGCCUUGCUGGGCAGGCCCCCGGGGAACUUCUGUGCCGGCGCCGACUCCUUCCUCGACGCCUCCCUGCUGGUCGUGUCCCUCCAGCCGGGGCAGUGCAAGGCCUCCAGGAAGAAGAGGAGCUCCUACUACGCCCCCGUGAUGCCGAGCAGCCUCUGCAAGCCCCGGCGGCUUUACAUCAGCUUCAGCGACGUGGGCUGGGAGAACUGGAUCAUCGCGCCGCAGGGCUACAUGGCCAACUACUGCCUGGGGGAGUGCCCCUUCCCCCUGACCACCGAGCUGAACAGCACCAACCACGCCAUCCUGCAAACCAUGGUGCACUCGCUGGACCCCGAGGGCACCCCCCAGCCCUGCUGCGUCCCCGUCCGCCUCUCCCCCAUCUCCGUCCUCUUCUACGACAACCACGACAACGUGGUGCUGCGGCACUAUGAAGACAUGGUGGUGGACGAGUGCGGCUGCAGAUAAGGACGGGUGAUGGACGGCUCGGGGCGGGGGUUGUGAUGGAGCCGGAUCUCCUGGCAGCAGACUGGGGUCUCCCCUUGAUGCAGCUUGUGUCGAGAGCUCCCCCCUCCCCUUUCCCGAUACCUGGGUGCAAGAUGCAUCCUCACAGGGGAGAUCUCAACCGCUGGCACCAAGGUGCACAAGCUGGCAUGAAUGGCGCAGGGUUUUCCCCCAGAUGCCGACCCGCGGGGUGAACUCUGCUGCCUCCCAGUAUAAAGAACUGCACAGGCUGAUGUUUGAGUGGGAGCUCAUUUUGCUGCUCGUGCUUGACGGCAGAUACCACCCUGUCGCCUCCUGUGCUAGUCGGAGGUCCAGGCAGCAUGGGUGAGCGUGGGAAGGGGAGGACUGUUCUGGGGCUGUGAGGACAGGAUUUUGCAGCAAGGUUGGUGCUAUAAAGAAUACUGCCCCAAGCUCCUUGCUGGUAGAAACCAGUCUUUGGCAAUGCUGCAGCGAGCCUGUAUGGACUUUGGUGACCUGGCUAAUGUCGGGCCUCAGUUACCCACACCCCUUUCCUUUCUGCUGAAUGAGCUGUAGUCUACCCCCUGGCUUCAAGUGUUACUAGUGCCCUGCCUUCAGCCUAGGCUGGCUGGCCGGCCCUGGAGCGGACAGCAAAGAAGAGCAAUAGGCUGCACACAGACUAGUCCUUCCUCUGGCGUGUUUUCCUCUUGCUCUUUUGCUGUUAAAACUCCCAGUGCGUGCCCUCCCGAGCACUCUGCUGCCGCCUGUUCCCAGCCCCUGCGCGCUGCAUGAGCAAUACCCUUGUUUCGGGAGGGAGGGGGGUGGGAACGGGUUAUGCACAGUCUGUUCCCAGUGGGGAGCAGAGAAUCUGGUUCAUACAGAAACUAAUUUAAUGCCAUCUGGGUGGCUCGAUUCCCCACUGACACACCAAGGACUCAGCGAGGUGCAGGAGCAGGACUUAGCCAACUUGCAGUUGUGCGGACUAGUCUUGGCUGGCGCUAGAGCCUCGUCUUUCACAUGCGGCGUUAAAGCAACAGGGACGUGUGAUCUGGUCCCAGUGUCCGGGGGGCUGGCAGGCCACGGUUGUGUUCAAGGCACUGGGAGCAGUGACUAACUGCUGUGAACUACGUAGCACAGCGCGUGUGGGUAGCUGCAAAAUCCCCACCGGCCUGUGCUGAGCCUGAAUCCAGCCCAGUGGAGGCUGCUGAAGUCCCUCAACGGGUCUCUGGGCUCUUCUAUUAGAAGAGUUUCAAGCCAGCAUUGCUCUCUACAUUAACAGCAUUGUGUUGCCACCACCUUCCUACUUUAAUUCACAGCAAACGUGCUGGAUGCUAAGUGAAGUCUUUCUUGUAAUCUGCUUGAAGCCUGGGCAAAGCUACCAAGUCAUCCCCGUCUUUAGUCAGGCCGGAGGGUCUGCAUGCAUUAUGCAAGCGGACGUGCUUUCCAUCAGGAACCCAGCGCAGCUCCUGUGGCUUCAGGGGAGCAGCCAGCAGAACAACUCCCCCAUGCACUGAAUCAUCUCUCUGACUUCAUCUGAUCACAACCUGCUUCUCCACCCUUGGUCUGUUGCAAGCAGCAGAAUCAUACCGGAGCCGCUGCUGCUGCUCCCGAGGUCACAGGACGGUACGGAGACACCCGCGCGUGGAGGGUGCCCGGCGGGGGCUCUGGUUGGAGCAGGGCGGUUGCAUUGGCUGCAGUCUCUCUCUGGUGGGGGGGAGAGAAGGAACAAGGGAUCUGAAUUAAACUUGAAACUUUUUUCUUUUAAAUGCAAGUCAGACAAACUAGUGCAGGCUGUUUUUGUACUUAUUGCGUCUUAAUGUUUGGACUUUCGAGUAUUAACAGGAUGGGUCUUUUUCCCUGUGGGGGAGCUAAAGGUUUAACCACUUUUCUUCUAAGUUAUUUUAAUUAGUUUUCAGGGAUGAUGACCUUUCCCUACCCUGAUCAAUGAACUUGUGUUGUGCUCACUGAUAACAUGCCUAAGUUUAGUUGGUUGAACAGGAACCCAGCGCAGUAAUGGGAAGUCACCGCUGUCCCACCCAGGCGCCGUGCUUGUGCCCUACUGUUUUCAAGUGUCCUAAUUCAGAAAUUUAAUUGAAACACUGGUGAAGGUGGAGUUUGGCCCUGCCUCUCGAAGCUUAGAGGACAGAGGAGUCCAAUUUACUGUGAUAGUUCAGCAGGAGCUCAGUUACUAAAGCCUAUGAAAGCAUGGAGGGCGUGUCUAUUAAUUGCUGUAAUGACAUGACUUAAGUCAGGCUGGGCCCCCUCCCCAGAGCUUUUUAACACACGUCUCUGAAGGCAAGUGAUUACAGUUUAUCAUCUAAAAUAAUAAAAAAAAAGAGCAUCUGCCUCUCUCACAGAUUGUUUCUGUGCCAAGGAAGGGGCUUAAAACUUAGUAUAUUUAGGACACAUCUGGGCAUGCAGGAGGCUUUUCACCUGGACCCCACCUGUGCUUGCCAAGCAAAUGACUUGGAGAAGGCAGCGGAGUCAAAAGUGAGGAUUCGUACCAGUCUGGUCUUGAGAGCCAGAGCAGACAGGGAUGAAACAAAUCCUUUCUGCCGAGCAGUAGCUGUGAAAUCACGUUAACCCACUAAUGCAACAUAGCUGAGGCUGGCUGCUGACCGCAGGGCAGAACGAGCGCCAGACGGCUGGCUGCUCUACCAGGUGCAUCUGGGGGCGACGAGACCAGGCCUAGAUGUCGCUACUAUAAAGCCUGUUUGAAGGGCUUCCUUAGCGAAUAUAACAGUUUACCAACAGAGCAAAUAAGAGCUCUGAGGAUGUGUAGAUGCCCACAUAGGCAUGUCAAAUCGGGCACUAUCUUACCCCCACUUCCAGCAGAGGGCAUGAGGAAGUCUUCUUCCAGCUUGCAUGUCACUUCUCGUGGUUUUUUUUUACAAGCCUCUUCCAACCCACAUCCCUGCUGUGCAACAUCCACGCAUGGGCACAGGCCGUGCCUCGCCGGGCUCCUGACCGUUCCCAUCGAUGCUCGUUCUCAAGGCAUGUGCAGGACUGGACAAGCCCAGAGGAGGGGACCUGGGUAGGGCAUUUACCUUUAACAGACUUUUCACGGUUCAUUUGCUUACUCACAUAUGCUCUGUACACCCCACUUUUGUACUAGGUUGUGUUAAAAAUGUAAUAAAACAUGAGAAGUUUAUACAAGCGGAAA